CCCUCUCGCAGCCGGACGGAGAGGAGUGAAUUUUAAACAAGACACGACAAUCUUGGAGGACGACAAAAAAAAACAAUAAAGGGUAUUUUACAUCUUCGGGCUUCCUGCGCUCUGGGUUGACGCUGAUCACGAUUGACUGUCACAGUUGGAGGCGGGAUGGUAUCGAUGAUGAAAUCCCUGGCCGAGACCUUCCUCUACGGAAGAGAGCACAUAGACGCAAGCUUCAGCAGUGUCGAAAUUCUCGACAGGCUUUUUACACAAGAGCUCUAUGGAAUGGAAACAAUCAACAAUGGAGGCUUAUCUCCUCCAACGCAGAAUGGCGGAGGAGGAGGGGGAGGUGGCAUCUCACAGAGAGAGUCUGUGCAAGUUACACAGCCGGCGUCUGCCCCUACGUCGCCUCUAGCUUCGCCCAACCCUGCAACUUCUAAUGCCUCUUCGUCUACGCCUUCGACUACUUUCGUACUGCCCCCUAUCGCCGAUGACGCUGAGGCCGAAUUGUCGACACUCGACCCAAACUGGCAGGCUGCUAAACCAACAGUCAGAGAAAGAAAUGCGGCCAUGUUCAACAACGAGCUCAUGGCUGAUAUUACUUUCGUUGUCGGAUCUACUGGUCAUACUCAGAGGAUCCCAGCACACAAAUAUGUCUUAGCAACGGGGAGCUCAGUCUUCUAUGCCAUGUUCUAUGGUGGACUGGCAGAGAAUAAGGAACAAAUCGAAGUACCUGACGUCGAACCUUUAGCUUUCCUUACCAUGCUCAAAUAUCUCUACUGUGAUGAAAUUUGCCUAGAAGCCGACACGGUGCUCGCCACUCUGUAUGCAGCCAAGAAGUAUAUAAUACCACAUCUGGCGAGGGCCUGCGUCGCUUAUUUGGAAACAUCAUUGACGGCCAAAAAUGCCUGUCUCCUUCUUUCACAAUCACGGCUCUUCGAGGAACCGGACCUAAUGUCCAGGUGCUGGGAAGUCAUCGACGCACAGGCUGAGAUGGCACUCAGAUCGGAUGGGUUUUGUGAUAUCGAUUCAAGGACUUUUGCAUCGGUAUUAUCGAGAGAGACUCUCAACUGUAAGGAAACCCAUCUUUUUGAAGCAGCUUUGGCUUGGGCAGGUGCCGAAUGCCUUAGACGGGACAUACCCCCUACGCCAGCAAACAGAAGGUCGGCUCUGGGCGAAUCUUUGAGGCUCGUCAGGAUCCCGACAAUGAGCCUGGACGAGUUUGCAAACGGGCCAGCACAAUCAGGUAUUCUCACCAAAGAGGAAACCAUCGACAUAUUUCUGCAUUUUACUGCGCAAACUAAACCCACACUUCAGUUUCCCAUUAAGCCUAGGGCCGGCCUAAAAGCACAGGUCUGUCACAGGUUCCAGUCAUGUGCUUACAGAAGCAACCAGUGGAGAUACAGAGGAAGGUGUGAUUCAAUUCAAUUCAGCGUUGAUAAACGAAUAUUCAUUGUUGGAUUCGGUCUCUAUGGGUCGUCAAACGGAGCAGCUGAUUACUCCGUUCGAAUAGAGUUGAAACGUCUCGGGCGUGUAUUGGCUCUGAAUGAGACAAAGUUUUUUUCUGACGGCUCCUCUAAUACUUUCCACGUUUACUUCGAGCACCCUGUUCAAAUCGAGCCUGACACACAUUACACCGCUUCUGCAGUAUUGGACGGCAGCGAAUUGAGCUACUUUGGGCAGGAAGGCCUUUCAGAUGUUACGGCUUCACAAGUGACUUUUCAGUUUCAAUGUUCUUCUGAAUCAACUAAUGGCACUGGUGUGCAAGGAGGGCAAAUACCUGAUCUUAUAUUUUAUGGCCCGACACAGCUGCCUGUAGAAGAGACUCCACAAAACUGAGAACGAUUGCUAAUAUUGUUUUUAUCUUAGAUAAAACCAGCCAGCAAGAACUUAUACAAGUUUACAAUAUUUGACUGGCUUUUUAUUCAUUAAUUCUAAAAUUUUAAUAAUUUUACAGACAAAAAAUAUGAAUUUUAGAGAAAAAAGAAACAAUUAUUGUUAUUCUAAUAUUUAAAUAAGAAAAAAAAGAGCUUUCGAUAUUCAAAUUGUAGACUUUUAAAAAUAAUUAGAUUACAGUAAUGAAAAAGACAAGGGUGACAAAUGAAAGAAAAAAUCUAGAACACAUGACAUACUUAAAAAGUGUAGCAUUGUAGAUGAUAUUGUAUAUUUUUUAGAAUGGAUACAAUUUUGACUAUAGCCUAUGGCCAUUGGUAAGGGAGAAAUUGUGAUAAUUUUUCUCAGUGAUUUUAAUCGGAACUAGAGAAAGAAAAAAUUAUAAAAUUUAGACUGUGUGUGAUAUAUUUCCAUGACGAGGAAUUUGUAUAAAACUUCUAGUCUUUCCUCUUAUAAAAGUUUUCUGUUUUUACAUUUUAAAUAUGUACUUAAACAUUGAUUGACACUGUAAAUAAAAACUGUUUCAUGUUAAGUU
Cimex lectularius (bed bug) is the source of this 2416-nucleotide messenger RNA. RefSeq names its product BTB/POZ domain-containing protein 6 (gene lute). Gene Ontology annotation, biological process: neurogenesis. The transcript is spliced from 7 exons. The record is from RefSeq and is a predicted model, not a curated record. Gene Ontology annotation, cellular component: cytosol. NCBI's taxonomy places the organism in Eukaryota, Metazoa, Arthropoda, Insecta, Hemiptera, Cimicidae. The coding region runs from base 157 to 1827 and encodes 556 amino acids. Gene Ontology annotation, molecular function: protein binding.